This is a messenger RNA of Drosophila mauritiana, 2063 nucleotides long. RefSeq names its product protein mab-21 (gene mab-21). The record is from RefSeq and is a predicted model, not a curated record. Bases 363 to 1460 code for a protein of 365 amino acids. Lineage: Eukaryota; Metazoa; Arthropoda; Insecta; Diptera; Drosophilidae. The transcript is spliced from 2 exons.
CAUUCGAAAUCAGUCAAUGUUGAGUUGACGGCGCGAGAAGACGCGGGAGAAAGAGAGCGGAGAAUUGGAGAGCUAGUUGAAGAACCAGAGAUAAGAAUUAGGGUCCCCGUCGCUGUGCCGUCUUGCAGAAUCUAAAAGAAUCUAAAUAUCACAAUACACGGAUUCCAAAUUGAAAGAAUCACAAACGAGAAACGAAAAUAAUCCAAGUUGCAGAACCGUCGCUGUGCCGUUAAAUUACUUAUUGUUUUUUGUGUGUGACUGACUACAUGUGUGCCUCCUAGGUAAUGAGUGAAGUUGGCAGUGAUUCCAACAGCAGAGACUAAAGACUUUUGGGCGCCACCAAGUGCCCCGCCGUGUGGAGAAUGCUGGUGCCGUCGGACAUGAUUGCGGCGCAGUCCAAGAUGGUCUACCAGAUGAACAAGUACUGUGCGGACCGCGUCCAGGUGCGCAAGGCGCAGAUCCACAAGCAGAUCCAGGAGGUGUGUCGCAUCGUCCAGGACGUGCUCAAGGAGGUGGAGGUGCAGGAGCCGCGAUUCAUCUCCUCGCUGAACGACUACAACGGUCGCUUCGAGGGCCUGGAGGUCAUAUCGCCCACGGAAUUCGAGAUCAUCAUCUAUCUGAACCAGAUGGGCGUGCUCAACUUUGUGGACGAUGGCACCUUGCCGGGAUGUGCCGUCCUGAAGCUGAGUGACGGCAGGAAGAGGUCCAUGUCCCUGUGGGUGGAGUUCAUCACGGCCAGUGGUUAUUUGUCCGCCCGAAAGAUCCGCUCCAGGUUCCAGACCCUGGUGGCCCAGGCCUGCGACAAGUGCGCCUACCGCGACAUCGUCAAGAUGAUCGCCGACACCACGGAGGUGAAGCUACGCAUCCGGGAGCGCAUCAUUGUCCAGAUCACGCCCGCCUUCAAGUGCGCCGGCCUCUGGCCGAGAUCCGCCUCCCACUGGCCGCUGCCGGGCAUCCCCUGGCCGCAUCCCAACAUCGUCGCCGAGGUGAAGACCGAGGGAUUCGAUAUGCUCUCCAAGGAGUGCAUCGCACUGCAGGGCAAGAACUCCGCCAUGGAGGGCGACGCCUGGGUGCUCAGCUUCACCGACGCCGAGAACCGGCUGCUGCAAGGAGCGAGUCGACGACGCUGCCUGAGCAUUCUGAAGACCCUGCGUGAUCGUCACCUGGACCUGCCCGGCAAUCCGGUGACGUCGUACCACCUAAAGACCCUGCUGCUCUACGAGUGCGAGAAGCAUCCGCGCGAGAUGGAAUGGGAGGAGAACUGCAUCGCGGACCGGAUCAAUGGGAUAUUCCUGCAGCUGAUAUCCUGCCUGCAGUGCCGCCGCUGUCCGCACUACUUCCUGCCCAAUAUGGAUCUGUUCAAGGGCAAGUCGCCGGGUGCCCUGGAGAAUGCCGCCAAGCAGGUUUGGCGGCUCACCCGGAUCAUGCUGACCAAUGUCCGUUGCCUGGAGGAGCUGUAGAGCAGUAGAGCACACACUAAUAAGCACUAGCUACUACGAGGACCCAUUGGAUCUGCGGACGCUGCGGGGGCAGAACCGCCACUGGGCCUUCAUUUUUUUCAUACGCCUUUUGUUUUUUUAGUGAUUUUUUUUUCUACAACUAAAGACAAAGGAUCGCAAGGAUCAAGGGCGCUGGGAGGGUCGAAGCUGGGAAGGAGAAAUGUGAAAGAGAGAGAGAGAAAGCAGUGAAAUUGUAACCCAAAUACUAUUUGAUAUUUCGCUAGAUCGUAACUUAAGUUUAGGUGCUUUCGAAAAGUAUACGCCGCUUACAGAGUUUCCUAUAAUUAGAGCAUACUUAGUGUUAUCCAUUUAGAUCGUCAUCGUCGCAAAACGCACAAAAGUUACCAACUAGUUACAUUUGUAUGUACGACAUUUUUUUUUUUGAUUGGCCCAUUUGCUAAUAGCAAAGUGCAGAGCAAAAUUAGCUAAAUUAGCUGUAAGUCCUAAUGAAACUGAGACAGCCGAGCGGAGGAAUAUUUCCCCGUCGGUCCUAAAUUAUUUAUUCUAUGUUUUUGCCUUCUUCUUGUGAGUUUAGUCAAUAAAACGUAAGUUUUUCAAUGAAAA